Molecule: messenger RNA, 609 nt
Organism: Populus euphratica (Euphrates poplar)
Lineage: Eukaryota; Viridiplantae; Streptophyta; Magnoliopsida; Malpighiales; Salicaceae
Product: agamous-like MADS-box protein AGL62
Exons: 1
Coding region: 1-609 (202 amino acids)
Biological process (GO): positive regulation of transcription by RNA polymerase II
Molecular function (GO): protein dimerization activity; DNA-binding transcription factor activity, RNA polymerase II-specific; RNA polymerase II cis-regulatory region sequence-specific DNA binding
Source: RefSeq, a predicted model, not a curated record
AUGGCUUCCAAGAAAACAAAAGGAAGGCAAAAGGUGGAAAUGAAGAGAAUAGAAAAUCAAGAUGAUAGAUCAAUCACCUUCUCAAAACGUAGAUCUGGGAUCUACAAAAAGGCUAGCGAACUGGCUACUUUAACUAGGGCAGAAAUUGCGAUCGCAGUGUUUUCACCGGCAGGUAAGCCCUUCUCUUUCGGUCAUCCUUCGGUUGAAUCAGUUAUUAAUCGUUUCCUUGAAGAUCCAUUGGACAUGGAUAGCACUCAUCAUCUCGUGGAGGCUCACCGGAGGAUGAGGAUCGAAGAUCUAACCCAAAAACGUAACGAUAUGCAACAUCAUCUGGACGAGAAUAAGGAAAAGGGUCUCAAAUUAAAGAGUAAGAUCAAAGAAAUGGAUAGCAAAGGUUGGUGGGAUACUGCUAUUGACGAGCUUAACAUCCAGGAGCUGAUUGAGUUGGAAAAAAGGUUCAAAGAGUUACAAAUGACCUUAUGCAAUAAAAUCGCUGAGAACACCAGUACUGUUGCUUCUUCUCCACAGGCUCCAGAAAUAGGCCAUUCAUUUGCAUCUACUAUUGUAAAUGAUCAAAAUGAUCCUGGUUUUCCUGAUAAGAAUCAUUAA